Bacillus rossius redtenbacheri is the source of this 11309-nucleotide messenger RNA. RefSeq lists its product as uncharacterized. The record is from RefSeq and is a predicted model, not a curated record. Bases 8355 to 9524 code for a protein of 389 amino acids. Gene Ontology annotation, molecular function: mRNA binding. The transcript is spliced from 4 exons. Lineage: Eukaryota; Metazoa; Arthropoda; Insecta; Phasmatodea; Bacillidae. Gene Ontology annotation, cellular component: plasma membrane; actin cytoskeleton; cytoplasm. Gene Ontology annotation, biological process: regulation of neuronal synaptic plasticity; regulation of long-term synaptic potentiation; DNA integration.
GUUUCAUUGCAGUAAACAUUUGCAGCGAUCAAGAGUCAACAUUUUUGUAAAGUCAGUAUCCGUUAGACGUCUGAAAUUUCAGCUAUCCGACCCGAGCAGAUAACGAUAGCCAGCCAAAAAGACCAGCGACAAAGCCGUAAUUAAUACCCGAAAGGGAGAACGAGUGACGACUUUUGAUAAGAGCCAGAUCAUGUGCACAGAACUAAAAGAAGGAGAUCGGAAUAAGAACGAACUAAUGAACUGAGGAGCGAGGGAUCUGGGAACUAGUUCGCGUAGUUCGUCUGUGGGAGCGCUCUUCCGAACUAGUUCGUUCGCGAACUACACAAGUCUACUGCAAACAUUAUGUAUGCCAUUAUCUAUGGGCUAAGGUUUGGUUUUUAAAUGUGAUCUGGUAAAUUAUGCAGUAAAACUUUUGAUUUAAGUUUUGAGAAAUACUUAGGUAGAAUGGGUAAUUUUCAAUGAAAUCUGAAAUUUCCGUUGAAUCAUCUUACUUUUUAUUCAUUCAUAGGCCUACGUUGUACAUUCUUUGAACGGUAUUGGUUGAGCGGCAGAUUCAAAUGCAGAAUCAGAUGCGUAUGCGGUUAUUUGCAAUGCAAGUAGCACGUGCUCGUGAAAUGCUGUACUGGUUUGGUUCUUUUUACUUGCUUGCAACUUUAGGAAUGGUAGCAGGGUUUCAAACCCAUGGAAUGGAGGUGAUGCCGCUGUCUUAGUGUGCAUAGCUGCAGCGGAAGUUAUGCAUGUACUUUCUGCUGGAUAGUAAUGAAGUGACUUAAAGCUCAACCCUUUACCAAGUCAUUGGGCAUGUACUGAAUCUCGACAAAGUUCAUCAGUGGGAAAUGGUACCCUCAUUAACAGGGGAGAACUGCAUACCAUUACUGUAUGGAAAGGACGCCUGAGUACUUAGGCUGUAAUGCUGGCCUCCGCGGGAGUUCCAAGUUAUUCUCGCGACAGUUAUGAGUGAUUCCUGGAACAGUUUCGAACAGAUUCAGAGCAAAGGGAAGUGUGACAUCGGCGAAGAAAAGGAGAGAGACCCCCCUCUGAGAGUGGCGUGACGCGGAGGUCGACUGGAUCUCAUAAGUGCAGUGACUGAGUGGUGCGAGACUGUGUGUGUAGACAAGCGCGAGGUAAGAGGCGAACCACUGUUGAGCCUAGCUCCAGUGAGGAGUGUUAACUGUGGAACUUGUCAGAUAUUGAGUGACUUGAGGAUAAACAUUUUUAAGUGCCAGUGAUUUGAGAUUGGACAUUUUUAAGUAAAAUUAUUUAUUAUUAUUGUAAAUACUAGUAAUCGGUAAAACGGUAGUUAAACUUAAUUAGGCUAUCCCUUACGAACCCAGUUCUUCCCACAUUAUAAAUCUUAAAAUUUUUGGUGUCAGAAGUGGGAUAGCCCUAAUUAAAUAAUUUACAAAUAUUUAAUAGAGAUUAAAAAAAUUAAUUGUAGUUUGGAUUUUUGGUAUUGAAAUUAGUAGUGGUAGUAAAGUUAGUGUUAGUUUUGAGUAGGAAUUUAGGUUAGCUCUUAGGUGAAAUUAUAGCAUAGUAUAGGACAGUAGUGAUAGUGACAGAUUAAUAAUGCAUGUUGACAAGAAAAAUGGCUGCCGGUGAACUUAGAAAUAUGUUUUUCUAAAACAGAGAAGGCCCAAGAAGAGAUGAAUAUAAAAUUGAUAAUUACCAAGAAGAGAUGAAGAGCCAAAUGAAGAAUUGUCAAGAAAUGGAGAGCCAAAUUAAUUCCCAAGAAGAGAUGAAGAAUGAAAUUAAGAACUGCCAAGAAGAGAUGAAGAGAUAUAUGUAAUGAACUCGUGGCUGCUCAAAAAGAAUUAAAAAAGAGGAUGGAUGAAACCAGUAUUCAUUUGGAAGGGAGAGUGCAGUGUUUGGAGCAACAUCUAGCAGAACAUGAAGAACUGAAGAGUGCCGUCAGAUGAUCAAGGAAGCUACAUCUGCUAAGAAACAGAGUAGUUAUUCCGGAGACGUGAAGGUGGAAGGCGCAACUAGUCACCCAAAAUUCAAGUUACCUACCUUUGACGGCCAAUCGUCAUGGGCUGUCUACAAGCGACAGUUCAAGGCAGCUGCUGAAGUGAAUGGUUGGGACGAGGAAGAAAAGGCUACAGCACUUGUCUUGGCCCUGCGAGGAUCUCCAUUAGAGCUGCUGCAGACCAUACCAGUUCCAGACCAGAAAGAUUUGAUGUAUUAGUAGAGGCCCUUGAGCUGAGGUAUGGCUACCAACACAUGGGCUAGGUGUAUAAAACAGCCCUGAAGACACGUCGACAGAGAUCUUUAUAAACCAUCCAAGAAUUCAAAGCCGACAUCAAGCGACUCGUGUACGUCACCUACCCAGAAGCACCAACAGAGUUCCGCCAGCAGCUAGCCACUAGUGCUUUUAUAGACAGGCUCAGAGAUGCGGAGGUUCAGCAAACUCUUUGUUUGGUCCAACACAAGAAGAUCUGCGAGGCCUUGGUCCAUGUCCUGGAAAUUGAGGCAGUAUGCAGUGCCUCAAGAAACACAAGCAUCAACACAAGGAAAGCUGGACUGGAGCCCUAAAGUGGAGCAAAUGCCAGAAACACCACUAAUGAAAUAGAUAUUCUCAGGGCAUUGAAGAAUCUGCUGAAUGAUACUCGAGGUAACCAGAUCAGAAGAGCAGGAGAAUUCCCGCGGUGCUUCGUCAGCAAUAAACCAGGACACAUCCAGUGUGACUGUCCGACAUGCAGGAAGACAUUGCAGUAGGAAGAGAAACAGUAAGAUCAACAGGAAAACAUGCAAUAGCUGGUGUGAGGGGGUAUAUGCCAGCUCUAUAGGAAAUGGUAACCCCUAGGGUUUUUCCUGUAUCUGUAUUUCGUAGAGGCCAUGACAAUUUGUUGCUUAAUGGAUGGAUCAAUUGCAGACAGUGUUUAGUUACUGUUGACACAGGAGCAUCUGCAUCUAUAAUUUGGACAGACAUUGUAAGUAAAGAAAAGCUGAAGAGAACACCCUUCCCAUAUAGACUCAAAACAGCCACCGCAAACAUUUCACCUGUGUAUGGACAGCUGGAUUUGGAGGUAAGGAUUGGAACUUGAACAUUAUCACAGACCUUGUUUGUUGCUGAUAUCACAGAUGAGGUAAUAUUAGGAGUGGACAUCAAGAAUCGAUACUGAUUUUUUAUUGACAUGGAAGGUCAGGUACUGCGUGUUAAAGAUGAAGAGGUGGCCUUGUUUACCCCCGACCAAUUAGAAGUCACUGUAAUGCAAGUGGUAGUUAGCAAAUCUGUUGAAUUCCAGCAAACCAUUAGCAGAUAAUAUCAGCUAGGAUUACGGGAGACCCUAGGGGCAACAUGAGCUACCUGAUAGAGCCAGAUAUGACAUUAGGAUUGAAGACACUCCUGGUCGCCCGAAGCAUUGCACGGUUCGGUGAGGUUGUACCAAUCAGGGUGGCCAACCUCUACUCUCGAAGAAGGGUUCUUGAACCAGGAGACCUAAUAGCUAGCUGCGAACCAGUCUCUUGGGUAGGCCAAUGUUGAGUUUUUCACCUGUUAAAUGUGAUGCGCAAACACUGAACCCAAAUCUAGAGCAUCUACUAAGGCGAUGCCAAGAUAAUCUAACAGAUGGGGAAAUAGAAUAAGUUACAGCUUUUCUUGUAAGCAACCGGAUGUCUUUUCCUAAGGGGAUUCUGACCUUGGGAGAACAAGCCUGGUCUACCAUCGCAUCAACACAGGUGAUGCAGAGCCAAUCCGACAAGCACCAUGGCGGCUGCCUCUAGCAAAACAGGAGAAGUAUAGAAGUUGAUCGUGGGUAUGAUGGAGGGUAGUGUAAUAGAACCAUCAGCGAGUCCUUGGGUUUCCACAGAUGGCCAACUGAGGUUCUGUGUGGACUACCGGAAGCUGAAUGACAUCACCAAGAAGGACAGCUACCCUCUCCCACGUAUCAAUGACACACUUAAUACACUCUCUAGCACCAGAUGGUUCUCUACACUGAACCUGAAGAGUGGUUACUGGCAAGUUGAACUACACCCAGAGGAUAAGGAGAAGACUCAAGACAGGUAGUGGGCUGUUCCAGUUCAUUGUGUUACCAUUCAGGAUAUGUAGUGUUCCUGCAACUUUUGAGAGAUUGAUGGAACUUGUUCUGCAUGGCUUGACCUGGAAAACAUGCCUAAUAUAGCUGGACAACAUUAUUGUGGUAGGGAAUACAGUGGAGGAACAUUUGAGAAAUCUCCAGGAUGUAUUCGACAGCUUCAACGUGCCCAAUGUAAGUUAGGUUCUAAGAAGUGUUUCUAGUUUCAGCAUGAGGUAACAUUCCUGGGCAUAUUGUAUCACAGGAUGGAUUGCGAACAGUUACUGAGAAGAUUUGGUCUGUUAAGUAGUGGCCUCAAUCUAAAAAUAAUUAUGAAGUUAGAAGUUUCUUGGGAGACUGUACCUACUAUAGACGGUUUGUACUUGGGUUCUUGACAAUCGCAAAACCAUUGCAUCAGCUAACCGAGAACAAGAGAAAAUUUAUUUGGACUUCAACAUGUGAGACUGCCUUUCAAGACCUCAAGGAAUCCCUGUGCAUUAGCCCCAUACUUGCCUAGCCCUAUCAACAUGGAGAGUACAUCCUCGACACAGAUGCAAGCAGAGAUGUGUUGGGUGCUGUACUUUCCCAGGUUCAAGAUGGAAAUGAACAAGUAAUAGCAUACUACAGCAAAGUUUUAUCUAAGCCUGAAGGCAACUAUUGUGUCACAAGACAAGAAUUCUUGGCUGUAGUGAAGUCUCUGCAACAUUUCCAAAAAUAUUUAUGUGGAAGAAAAUUCCUUUUAUGCACUGAUUAUGACACACUUAAGUAGCUACUACAGUUUAAGAAUCCAGAGGGACAACUUGCUAGGUGGAUUGAACAGAUACAGCAAUAUGAUUGUCGGAUAGAACACAGGAAAGGCCAAAUUCACAGCAAUUCAAUGCCCACUCCUGAAAACCUUGCAAGGUAGACUGUAACCAUUGCAAUAGGGUGGAGAAAAAUUAGGGGAUCGAAGAUGUUGUAGUGUAGUCAUGAAGUUGGUGCCACUGUAAGACAGUUGUGAUGAUGGUGUCAUGGAGCUGGGAUAAACACGGAGUGGUAACAGAUAAUAAAUAGAAUAGAAGCAGUGUAUGUGAUAUUAUUAUAUGUCUGCCCUUACCCUGAAUGGGCACUACAACAUGGCGCAGUCGGUAGGAUCAAUAGUAAAAGACCAUUGUAUCAAGAAGAAUAAAUAACACAGUGCCGAAUAAAUGGAAAGUGCGGGAGGAAACAAAAUAAAUGAACUCGUGAACCUAAAGUAACAGCACGGAUUAAUAUGUCGAUAAGACAAGAACAAGAAAAAAACAAUCUAUAAAAAGUGAACACCAGGCUACUGCAAACGUCACAUAACCUCAACAUGGCGGGAACUGUUAAUUUGCCAGAUGCAUUGAUACUUUCAGGAAACGUGGCAGCACACUGGAAAACCUUCAAACAAAACUUUGAGAUUUAUAUUAUUGCCAGUGGAAACGAUAACAAACCUGAUAAUAUCAAAAUAGCUCUCUUGCUAAACAUUAUAGGUCAAGAAGGUGUUGAUCUGUACAACACAUUCAAUCUUAACAAUGAAGAGAAAACAAAGUAUGAUAAGGUGAUACAAACAUUUGAACAACACACAACCCCCAAAAAAAAUGAAGCAUUUGAUCGAUACAUUUUUAAUCAGCGGUGCCAAGCUGAAGGUGAAACUAUUGACCAUUUUGUCACUGAUCUGAAAAGACUGGCUAAAUCAUGUUCAUUUGGGGACCUCGAAGAAUCCCUGAUUCGUGACAGAAUCAUUGUGGGAAUAAGUAGUACCACGCUGAGGGAGAGUCUCCUGAGAAUAGAAGAUUCAACACUUCAGCAAGUAGUCAACCAUUGUCAGGCAUCAGAGAGAAGUCGGGAACAAGCAACACAGAUGCAACAGGGCCAAGGUAGGACCAAACAAACUGGUGGAGAAGAAACAACCUCAAUUCCAGUUGAUGCCGUUGCUCGAGGAAAAUAUAACCCUAAAAGAACAAUUAGGACAACUAUGCAACAAGACAGUCAAAAACAACACGUACAUGAACGUGCGAGAUACUAUGAACAACCAAAACAUCUUCAAAGCAUUUCAAAUUGCUCAUAUUGUGGCAGAAAACAUCCUCCAAGACAAUGUCCAGCUUAUGGCAAAAAAUGCUCUGCAUGCCAGAAAUAUAAUCAUUUUGCGGCUAUGUGCCGAACAGAACAACAAAUCCACGAAAUUAGUACAAAUGAACAUUAUAGUGAGAAAAAUAAUGAUAGUGAAGAAGACGUUGCAUUUAUGUAUGGAAUUGUGGCUAAACAAGAAAAAGAAAUUGACUCAUUGAGGGCGAAACCAACAAAAGAAUGGAGACAGGAUGUAUGGGUAGAAAACAAAAAAAUCAAUUUUAAACUGGACACUGGAGCAGCUGUUAACACUAUACCAAGCGAGAUAUUUGAUCAAAUAAGACCAGAAGUGAAAAUUAAGCAGACAAACAUAACACUGGAAGCAUUUGGUGGAUCUACAAUUAAACCAGAAGGAACUGUCACACUCAAAUGUGAAGUGAAGGGAAGAAAGGUAGAUUUGAAAUUUGUUGUGGUAAAUUUACAGACAACACCACUACUAGGUUUAGAAGGAUGUGAACAGCUUGAACUAGUGAAGAAGGUACAGUCAAUUGUGGCAGAGCCUACAGACAGCAUUAAGAGAGAGUUUGUGAAAAACAAUUCUAAAAUAUUUCAAGGCUUAGGUAAGUUUCCUGGCAUAUACACAAUUAAGAUAAGAAAAGAGGCUAAACUAAUUAAUGAGCCCCCACACAGGAUUCCAAGUUCAAUGAAGCCAACUUUCAAAAGAACUCUUGAAACAAUGGAAAAGAGAAAAGUGAUUGAAAGAGUAGAAAAUCCAACACUGGAACAUUGCAUUAAUCAGUUAGUAACUGUAGAGAAACGAAAUGGGGAACUAAGGUUCUGCCUAGAUCCACAAGAGCUAAACAAAAUCAUUGUCUCAGAACAUCAUCUAAUUCCAACCGUGUCAGAAGUGGCUGAAACAUUGGCUUUUAAUGAGUAUUUUACGGUGUUGGACUUAAAAGAUGGGUAUCAUCAAAUUGAGCUGGAUGAAAAAUAAAGUAAUUUGUGUAGCUUCUCAACUCCGUAUGGAGUAUACAAGUUCAAAAGACUUCCUUUCGGCCUUAUCUGUGCUAGCGAAACUUUUCAAAAACAAAUGGAAGGCAACUUCAAUGAUAUUCCCAAUGUGAUGGCAUAUCAGGAUGAUCUCAUUGUAUAUGCAAAAUCAGCAGAAGAGCAUGAUAAAGCCUUGCAACAAGUACUUCUUAGGGCUGAAGAGAGAAAUAUCAAGUUUAACGCAAGGAAAGUGCAGUAUAGAAAAAAUGAAGUUACAUAUAUAGGCUUCAAAUUUAGCAAGCAAGGAAUGAGUAUGGACCAAGAUCGAGUAAGAGCAUUAGUCGACCUCAAAGCUCCAGCUUCGAAAAAAGAGCUCCAACGAUGUAUGGGAAUGUUUAACUAUGUUCGACAAUUCAUUCCGCAUAUGUCUACCAUAACAGCACCCUUGCGGCAACUUUUAUCAGACAAUGUAUGCUAUCAGUGGCUACCUACACAUGAAAAUGCUUUUAAUGAAAUUAAAACUUUGAUAUCCAAUGCACCAGUAUUGGCAAACUUUACACCAUGCAAAAAAAUAGUGAUUCAAUGUGAUGCCAGCAAGGAUGGAUUAGGGUGUGUGUUACUGCAGGACCAACAACCUGUAGCCUUUGCAUCGUCAAGCAUGACACAAGCCGAACAAAACUAUUCACAGUCAGAGAAAGAGAUGAGAGCCAUUGAGUUUAGCCUGAAAAAAUUUCACAAUUAUGUGUAUGGGUAUAAGGUCACAAUCAUGACGGACCACAAACCACUUGUUGCUACAAUGAACAAGCCUGUACACAAAAUAGGUUCAUCAGUUCUACGCAGACUGAGGCUAAAAAUACUAAAAUACAACAUAGAGGUAAAAUACUUACCUGGACCUCAAAUGUACAUUGCAGAUCUACUGUCCCGGUCAUAUCUCUUAGGUCCUACUGAAGAGGACCCAGAAAUGAAAGAACUAGUUCAUGAACUAGUUAGGCAUUUACCCAUGUCUGAGUCAAAGAAAGAACUCUUUAUCAAGACCACAGAAACAGAUAAUGAACUUUCAGCUCUCAAGGACAUGUAUGGCAAGGGUUGGCCUGAACAUAAAAAACAAGUGCCAGAGUGCAUUAGGUGGGCAUGGCCUAUGAGAAAUGACAUUUAUGUGGACAAUCAGUUGCUCUUUUACAAUGACAAACUCAUUGUACCUCAAGCACUGAAGAAUCUUAUUUUGAACCUGUUGCAUGAAGGUCACAAUGGAAGGGACAAGACUAUAGCCAAAGCCAAAACAUGUAUUCAGACAUUACAAGAUGGGUGAGUGGAUGCCAUAUAUGUGAGAAAUAUCAAUCAAUGAAGAAGAAAUCACCAAUGAUUGCACAAGAGAUUCCACAACUCCCUUUUGAGAAGGUUUCAGUGGACAUUCUGGAUAAUGCAGGCAAGAACUACUUGAUUGUUGUUGACAUAUUCUCAAAGUGGCUGGAAAUAAUACCAAUAAAUCAUAAGACAGCAGAAAAUGUUUGUGAUAAACUGAGGGAUGUGUUCUGCACGCAUGGCAUUCCAAGAGUAAUUAGAGCAGACAAUAUGCCCUUUCUAUCGCAAACGUUUGCGAGGUUUGCACGGACCUAUGACAUUGAAUUGAGAACAUGUAGUCCGCACUAUCACAGAAGUAAUAGCCUGGCAGAAAAGGGAUGUCACACAGCAAGGAAAAUACUAAAGAAAAGUAUGGAGCAGCAAAAAGAUUUUAGAGAUCUGCUAAGAGAGUACAGAAACACGCCACUGUCAAGCUUAAACAUUUCACCGUGUCAACUACUAAUGAGCCGCCAGAUAAGAACAUUAUUACCAGUGACAAGUCAAAUGCUUCAACCCAAAGUUGAAAAAGACGCACAUAAAAAAAUGAUAUUAAAUCAAGAACGGUGCAAACAACAGUAUGAUAAGACAGCCUUAAAACAGGCUAGCGAGUUUAGAGAAGGAGACAAGGUGGUGAUAAAAACAAAUAAGAAUGCACAGUGGGAACCUGCUACAGUUGUAAGGAUACACGACGCUCCACGAUCCUACGUUGUAAGGAACCAGAAUGGAAGAGAAGUGAGAAGAAAUGAAACACACAUAAAAGCGUCUUCAAAAACAGAAGAAAGUGAAAGACAUCAAGAAGUCAUAUUGCCAAUAAACAGCGAAGAAAAGAAAGGAAGAAGUAAAGAACAUCACAGGAGAGCUCAGGAAACAUCAGACGGUGUAACAAAUGGUUUUGCAGGCUUCGAAGUGAAUACUUAUAAAGACCAUGUAGUGAAUGAUGAAAAUGGUAGUGCAAAUAGACAAUCAUAUAAAUUUAGUUUAAUGGAAGCUGACAGGAGUGUAGGGUGCACUAGAAUGCAAGAUACUUCUAUCAAACCAGCUGGUGUUAACAGAACAACAGUAACAAGAUCAGGGAGAGUUAUAAAUCCUCCCAAGAGGUUGAACAUGUAAUGUAUGUACAGUGUAUUUGACAAACAACUUUGAAAGGGGAGAUGUUGUAGUGUAGUCAUGAAGUUGGUGCCACUGUAAGACAGUUGUGAUGAUGGUGUCAUGGAGCUGGGAUAAACACGGAGUGGUAACAGAUAAUAAAUAGAAUAGAAGCAGUGUAUGUGAUAUUAUUAUAUGUCUGCCCUUACCCUGAAUGGGCACUACAACAGAAGAUGUUCGGCGAACAAUGAUAACUAACGGGGAAGAAAAAUGGAAUAAUGCCAGCUUAAAAGCAGCACAGCAGCAAGAUCCUGACCUGGCACCUAUUAUAAGCUGGUUGGAGAGUGGUACUGGAUGUUCAAUAUGGCAUGAGAUCUCCAGUGACUGAAGGGCUGUGACAGCUUAACUGGGCACAGUGGGAUUCCUUGAGGAUGGUGAAUGAGCUGCUAAUGAGGGCAUGGGAGAGUCCAAAUGGAAAAGUAGUUACAACACAGCUACUCCGUCAAAAAUGUCUAGUGGCAGAGGUGUUGAAAGAAAUCCAUGAUGAUACCUCUGGUGGUAAUCCAGGGGUGAACAAAACUAGCCAAGAUCAGUCAAGGCGUAGAGGUGUCAAUAGGAUGUAAAGGCUUGGUGUAGACAAUGCGAAGCAUGUGCGGCUAAAAAAUGGCUACAACACCGGAGUCGUGGGAAAAUGAGGGCCUACAAUGUAAAGGCCCCCUUUGAGGACUUAAGAUGGUAACCGGUAUAUUCUGGUAGCAAUGGAUUAUUUCAGUAAAUGGCCAGAGGCUUAUGCACUUCCUAACCAAGCAGCCACUACCAUUGCGGAUGCAAUAGUCAACAACUUAAUUUGCAGAUUUGGGGUACCAAUGGAGCUACACUCGGACGAAGGCCGCAAUUUCGAGUCUACAAUAUUUCAGGAGAUGUGUCGGUUGCUGAGAAUAAAUAAAACCAGGACUACAGCCCUACAUCCUCAGUCCGAUGGCAUGGUGGAGAGGUUCAACAUAACUCUGGAGGAACACCUUGCCAAGGUUGUGGCCAAGCAUCAACAGGAUUUAAAUCAACACAUCCAGUUGUUCCUGAUGGCAUAUAGAUCUUCCAUCCAUGACUCCACUGGGCAGACCCGUGCAAGUAUUGUUUUUGAACAGGAGUUGAGGCUGCCCUGUGAUGUCAUGUUCGGUUGUCCUUGCAGGAAGCCGACCAGCACCACUGAAUAUGUGAAUUGUCUAGAGAAGCGAAUGAUGCUUAUUCAUAAAGAAACUCGCGAAAAUCUUUGAUUAGCGAUGAAUCAAAUAAAGAUGAGGUACGACCUGAAGGCUAACUCAACUGGAUUUCAGGAGGGCAAUUUGAUGUGGCUGUACAACCUGCAGUGAAGGAAGGAAAGGUGCACUACAAGCAGCAUGGGAAGGCCUGUAUGAAGUCUUGAAGCGGCUAAAUGAUGUGGUCUACCGGAUCCAGAUAGGAAAGAGGGGACGGAUGAAAGUGUUACAUUUGGACCAGUUGAGGGAGUAUGCUGGAAGGGGUGCAUUACUUGUUCGGGGUAGUGUUUUGAACGCAAACCGGACUGCGACACAAACCAGGUUCUGAGCUGGCUGGCAGCCCUGAAAGGCCACUGGCAUCAUGCGCGUGUCACGUGGCCUCCACUGACGUAAGGCAUGCCACGCGUGCCUGGCCAGAUUACAAGGGUCGUCGCUACCCCCGUCCCUCCUCCGCUCCCCGCACAUCGUCCUAUCUCAUCACCAUUAUCUAUCACUGAGCGGUCUUGGGAAUUCUGCAAGCCGCCGCGUAAAGUGGUAUGAACUAAUGACACCC